AUGUCGAGUCCGAGCAGGACAGACAAGUUUCCACCGCCAUUGAUGAGGUUUCUGAGAAGCAAUGUUGGAAGCAAAAGCAGAGGCAAGUCUCGCUCGAGCCCAAUGUUCAUGCGCAGGAAGAACUACACCACCACCACAUCAAUGAUAGAAACGACCCAAGAACCAUCUUCCCCCAAAGUCACUUGCAUCGGCCAAGUUCGAGUCCGCCGCUCCUCCAAAAAAUCCUCCUCCGGCUGUGGGGGCGGAAGGAGGCGUCGCACCACUGGAGCUCCGGCCAGAAACCCCUGUUCUUGUUGGCGGGUCAGAAAGACUCCGUUCUCACACCAUUUCGCAAAAAGAUUUAGACCCAAAUCGUUGUGUCCUGUUUGGAGCAAGUGUUUAUGGUUUUUCCGAUUUGGGUUUUGUAGGAAAGUUGAAAUUAGAGACGAUUCGUCGAAAAUGGAAACGAACGGGAAAGAAAAGUACAAAGAAAAUGAGACAGAAGAUGAGGAAGAUGAAGCUCAAGAAGAAGAACUAUCAAGAGAGGCUUUCAAUUCUUCUUUACCACCCAAGAAUGCUUUGCUUUUAACUAGAUGUAGAUCUGCUCCAAACAGAUCUUCAUCACUGGUCAGCAGAUUUCUGGGUUCGCCAUUGGGGACCUCAGAAACAGAGGUCGACAAUGGAGAAAACAGAGAACUGGAGAGACCCACAUCGGAGUGCAAACUCAAUUGCAGAGAUUCAACUUCAGAAUCGAAGAUGGAUCAACAAAACGAAACAAAUUUGGGAGAUUCCAGAGAAUUUGAAGGUUCAAUUUCUGGAAAAAACAGAGAAAUUAGUGAUCAAGAAUCAGAAACAGGGGGAGAAGGAGACAAUGCUCGCCCUCUGAUACUCACUAGGUGUAAAUCUGAGCCAGCAAGAACAGGAGAGAGGCUCAAUCCAGAGGCAAGUCUCUGGAGGCAGACAAGGUUGGGUUUAAUCAAUUAG
Molecule: messenger RNA, 963 nt
Organism: Camellia sinensis
Lineage: Eukaryota; Viridiplantae; Streptophyta; Magnoliopsida; Ericales; Theaceae
Source: RefSeq, a predicted model, not a curated record